UUACGGUGUGCAUGGAAAGCGUGCUAAGGCUUUAUGUUCUCUUCACCCAUUCGCCACUCAACUAACAAAUUAUAUGUAAAGAUGUGUAUGGGGAAAAGGCAAAAUCGUAAUCAAGAUACGCGGGAGACUUAGUAUUUUCUGCUAUAAGCAGAUAUUCUCUCAUUAUAGCGAGAAGACUGCUGUCUAGCUGCUUAAUUUUCCGUUUAAUCUUGUUUCUCAUAUUAAUAAAUUUUCAAAAUGUCCGUGGUUAUCGAGACGACGAUUGGCGACAUAACCGUGGAUUUGUUCACGGAAGAGAGACCCAGAACAUGCCUGAACUUCCUUAAGCUGUGUAAGAUGAAAUACUACAACUUACAUUUGAUCUACAGUGUGGAACGAAAUUUUAUAGCACAGACAGGAGACCCAUCAGCAAGUGGACAUGGAGGUUCUUCUGUAUUCCAAAAGAUGUACGGUGAUCAGGCACGGUUUUAUGAAGGAGAAAAGUUGCCCAUCAUGAAACACUCAGGACUAGGCACUGUAUCCAUGGUUUCAUGUGGGAGUCAUCUAUUUGGCUCCCAGUUUUUCAUCACCUUGGGAGAAAACCUGGAUUCCUUGGAUGCUGAACACCUUGUAUUUGGCCAAGUUGUUGAAGGGCUUGAGGUCUUGAAUAAGUUAAACCAGUCUCUCACGGAUGAUAAGAAUAGGCCCUAUCAGGACAUACGCAUAUCUCACACUGUUGUGUUGGAAGAUCCUUAUCCUGAUCCAGACAGUCUUGAAUUUCCAGAGGAAUCUCCCAGACUUUCUCAGGAUGUCUUUGAGUCUGACUAUAUUGCAGCAGAUGAAGCCAUUGAUGAUAAUGAAGGGAAGUCAAUGGAAGAAAUUCAAGAAGAAAUUGCUCAGAGGGAGGCAAAAGCUCGGUCAACCAUUUUAGAGAUGGUUGGUGACUUGCCGGACUCAGACAUGGCUCCACCAGAGAAUGUGCUUUUUGUGUGCAAACUAAACCCUGUAACAACAUCGGAAGACUUAGAGAUUAUCUUCAGUAGGUUUGGAAAAAUCAAUUCAUGUGUAAUACGUGACAGAGUGACAGAAAAUUCCUUGCAGUAUGCUUUUAUAGAAUUUGCUGAGACUAAGUCUUGUGAAGAUGCCUACUUCAAAAUGGACAACGUCCUCAUUGACGACCGCAGAAUCCAUGUUGACUUCAGCCAGUCCGUCUCCAAAAUCAAGUGGAUGGGCAAGGGGAAAGGUGUACAGAUUUUUGACAAUAAUGGCAAGAAAAUGGAUGGUGCAAGGGGACAGGCUUUCAACCCAAAUACAGAUCUCAGGCAUGAGGGUAAAGACAGAUUCAGGAACCCUGGUAGAGGGAGACUACACUAUGACAGUUUUCGAGGCAGGGGAGGAAGGCAGACUGACCGGCACGACCGGGGUUGGGAGAGAGACCAACGGCUGCAUCAGAGGCAUGAAAGGUGGGAGAAGAAUGGCAACAACGAGAACUUUAAUCGGGACAGAGAAGCUGGAAGGAAAUUCUACCAGAGGGAGCAACACGAUAGGGGAAUAGAAAGGGAAGAAGCAAGGCUCUCUAACACUAAGAGGAGUCACAGCAGCAAUGAAGAAGUGAGUGAUGAUGGGCCCUCGAGGGAGAAGAUGCUGAAGCACCUCAAGAAGUCUCUGAAGAAGAAGAAGAAGAACAGGAAGCAUAGCAGCAGCAGUGAAAGCAAUAGUGCAGGUGAGGAGAAGAAGAAAAAGAAAAAAAAAAAGAAGAAGAAACACAAGCAUAAUUCAAGUGAAGAUUCAGAUUCAGAUUCUGAGCCAAGAAAAAAGAGUAAGAAAAGCAAGAAGAAAAAGAAGAAGAAAAAGGAGUCAUCACCCUCAAGUGACUCAAAUUAAUUUUUCUUUCCUUUGCCUUUUUUCAUCACAUCAUAAUGUCAAAUUUAAUUUCAAAUAUAUUUUGAAGAUUUUUUUUCAAA
Penaeus vannamei (Pacific white shrimp) is the source of this 1943-nucleotide messenger RNA. Lineage: Eukaryota; Metazoa; Arthropoda; Malacostraca; Decapoda; Penaeidae. The record is from RefSeq and is a predicted model, not a curated record.